Molecule: messenger RNA, 1294 nt
Organism: Saccostrea cuccullata (small rock oyster)
Lineage: Eukaryota; Metazoa; Mollusca; Bivalvia; Ostreida; Ostreidae
Product: hepatic lectin-like
Exons: 4
Coding region: 7-537 (176 amino acids)
Molecular function (GO): signaling receptor activity
Source: RefSeq, a predicted model, not a curated record
AAUUCCAUGAACAGGCAAUGUGUACAAUUAUUUUUCUCACAAAGGGAAGACAACUCCUACACCGACCAAACUCCACAGACAAGUUUAGACUUUGUUCAUUUCCGUAAAAGUUGUAUGCCCCCAUGGACUGAGUACAACAACCAUUGUUACUUGAAAGGUCAGACGAAGGUCACGUGGGCGGAAGCAAAGGCGGAAUGUGAGGACAUGUGCUCUCAUCUCGUUGUCAUUGACAACAUGGAGGAAUCAAACUGGCUCGCUAAGGCGUUUCUUCGAGAAAACACUUGUCCUACCGACAUAUUUGCUGACUGUACUGCCUGGACGGGCGGAAAUGACCUUGAAGUUGAAGGUCAAUACCGCUGGAAUAACUCCAAUGUAACCAUGACCUUUACGUAUUGGUAUUACAACGAACCAAGCAUCAAUGAUCCAACACAAGCUUACACCAGAGACUGUAUUGAUCUGCUAAAAACUGCCAAGUGGAAUGACAGACCAUGUUCCUAUCUUAAUUCUUUUAUUUGUGAAAAAUCUUAUUAUAUUUAGAUAAGAUUUACAGCAUAUGUCACACAACAGCAAACUGUGUCUAAAAAUAAUUUGGGAAUGACAUUUUCUUUACUGACUUAUAUUUUUGAGAUUUCUACUUUCGGUCUAAAGAACCUUAUUCAGUAGUAACCUAUAUUUGCCCCCAAAAUCAAACAGAGAAAUAUUUUAUUAUGUUCUGAAACAGGAGGAUACAUGCUAAAUUCAAAUCACUGAAUAUUUUCAUAAACAAUGACGUCAUAUGUUUGAAAUGACGUCACGAAAAUGACGUAAAUUUAAAAUUUCUAUGAUUUCUACAGAAAAAAAAUGUAUAUAUUACAUCGAUAUUUUGAGUAAAAGUCACAGCGCACAGGUUUGAUCAGGCUCAAUAUUUUGAUAUAAUUUGUAAAAUGAUAAUAUCAAUGAAUUAUGUAAAUAUUGGUCCUCAGCAAACUUGCGCUCUAUAAAUUUCAAAGCUAAAAUUGUUGAACGUUUUUCAAUUUUGUCCUCUUUCUUAAAAACGAUAAAAAAUUGGACUAGUUUGUGACAUCAUAAAAACAAAAAUUGUUAAUGUACUACUUUGAAACUGUAAUAUGUUUUGUUAAUUUAUAUUUCUCCUACAAUUAACCCCGGUAUAGAAUUCAGCAUAUUUCAAUAAUUUCAAAAUUUGACAUUUGUGGGGGCAAAGAUAUGUAAAAUACCGCAUAUAUUUCUUUACCUUAUUUCUUUUGAAAAAAAAACCAUUUACCUAUGAUUAUGGUUUAUCUUUUAAAAUUCUAUU